Molecule: messenger RNA, 198 nt
Organism: Heterobasidion irregulare TC 32-1
Lineage: Eukaryota; Fungi; Basidiomycota; Agaricomycetes; Russulales; Bondarzewiaceae
Exons: 2
Coding region: 1-198 (65 amino acids)
Source: RefSeq, a predicted model, not a curated record
AUGCCAGAGAGUCCUCGCUUGCGCUCUCAGCAGACUGACGAAUGCUGGGCGUCGAAUGGAUGGUGUACUCAUCGCUAUGCUUUGAUCCAUAACCUAUCUCUCAACGGGCCGCAGCAGCAUCGCCCACCGAAGCUCCCUGAAUCUCUGGUAUUCCGUCUAGCCUACCCCUUCGUGUCCUUCUCGGACCGCCUUGGUUAA